Daphnia magna is the source of this 631-nucleotide messenger RNA. RefSeq lists its product as uncharacterized. The record is from RefSeq and is a predicted model, not a curated record. Lineage: Eukaryota; Metazoa; Arthropoda; Branchiopoda; Diplostraca; Daphniidae. Bases 52 to 567 code for a protein of 171 amino acids. The transcript has 3 exons.
UUAUAUUAAGACAUUGUUAUAUAAAUAGUUUCUUAUGAUUUGGCCACCCCCAUGGAAGUCGUUCCAGAUGAGAACCUUUCAGUUGAAAAGCAGUUACCAGCUAUGGCUAAACAACCUGCAUCAGUAGUCGUAGAAACAAUACCGACACUACCAACAAUGGUGAAAUUGACGCCGAUGGAUGAUGUUCAGGAUCCGAAUACCUCAAAUGAGUCAGAAUUGAACAUUACAACUGAAGAAACCGUUAAUGAAAAUGCAGAAAUAAAACUUUCACAACUAGCACACACCUUAAGUACUGCUCAAUCAUCUUCAACUACAGAUGAGAGUAUAUGGAACUUCAAACCAAACUUGAUCACGUAUUUCACAUUGGUGUCCCAAAUGGAAUUACAUGACGGUUGGAUAUGGUCAUUCAACCAAGCCAAAAACGCCAUACUUUGCAUUUACACGGACCCAUUAUCUAACGGGAGGAAUUUGUUUGAUUCAGACAAAUGUUCAUCUUUCACGUCCAUUUCACGAUAUUCCAUCAAUACACAAGUAUACCGUACGUUGUCAUACAAAAACUUACCGUGAGGUCCAUCGCUUGCGUUCGUCACAUCUCCCAAAAGGAAAUAAAUAGAAACCACUUUUUAUUCCA